CACACACGGCGCGGGGACAACUCGACUGGGCAUAAUAUAAUAAUUGCAGAGUGCACUUUGUGUUAUGUGUUAUGAAAACGGAACGGAGGACUUUUAAGCCCCACCUCUCGUGAGCGUUUCUUCUUAUUUUUGUACAGUUUACUUACCAGCAGACAGCUGAAACGGGUCCCACUGGUACACAACAACUCCAUGGUCUCUCCCAACACGUCGGUGAUUCAGGUAACCCCAUCUGAAGUGUAAAUCUUUGGGAAACUUUGCGGGGGCAAGUGUUCCAAUCGUGAGCUGUGCAGGUCGCCGUCGUAUUCUUCAUGCAACAAGUGUCAACUACAAGCAAACGGCGGACAGUUACACGUAAAUCCAGCAACGGUACAUGGUACCGUAUGGCCGUGUAUUGUGUGUGGUGAUCGAUCCGCGAGAAAGACACAACAUCAUGAAGACCAAUGUAACACAUUUUGUGUAUUAAAAUAAUCAUCAAUAGAAACCAAAUAUCAACUGUUGAAACUAUGGAGGUUUACGAAGCGAAAUAUGACUACGUGAGAGAAAGAGACGAUGUGCUGAGUUUUACAAAAGGUGAAAAGUUCCACAUUACGAGCAAGACCAAUGAGAAGUGGUGGGCGGCCAAGAAGGUGUCCGACAACAGCCAUGGUUAUGUGCCGUCUGUUUAUUUACAGCCAUGUCAAGAGAAAGUCAUUGGCAGACUGUUACCAGAAGGAAGAUUAGAUACGAAAGAACACAGAAUCCAUCUCCAAGCGUUAGCAGAAAUCCACAAGAAGGUGAAACCAUUGCCGGUGCCCACGCACACGCAUACAGGGCUACGCUUAGAGGGCCUGGCGAGGGACAAGCAGCCAUCACAACACGCUCGCUCUCUCUCGCACAAGGGGGUCCCCGUGGGCGUGGGUAAAACGCCCUCGCCCACCUCCCCUACUUUACCCACACCGCCACCCAUGUCGCCAAAUCGUCUUCCCAGUUACAAGAAACACAGCUGGCCACACUCGUGUGGUGUCGAGCUACCACCGGCAUACAACCAGCAGCCCCUUCAUCAUAUGUCACCUCCACCCAUGGCCAGUCCACCCCCUCCUGACUAUGACAUGGGCGACUCCAUCAAAGACCAGAAUGACAUGCCCUUCCAUCACAUGUUGAACUCCUCGGGGAGAUUUUCCUCACUGUCAUCAGAAGAAUCUAAUGAUCGCUCGCCCACGUCGCCCGGUGGGGAUGAUGCUUUCCAGAUCAAACCAAAACCUCUGCCUAAUCCUGUCAAGGAUUCAAGGGAGCAUAAGCAACUUCAUCGGGAACUUAGAAUGAGUUACAAGUCUGGAAAUGUUCUACCUCAGAAGCCAGAGCUUAUGGUUGUCCAUCGAGAAAGAAAACUGGAAGAGAAGAGGAAAGAACAGCUCCGUGAACAGAAGUCAAGACGUACAAGCAUGGAGAUCAAGUUACUAGAACGACAGGAGAAGGAACGAGUUGAGGAAGAGAAAGAGCAGAGGAUGAUGAAAAUGAAGGAGAAUGAGGCAAUAGCCGAAGAAAGAAAGCCAGAAUUCAUGAAAGUGCGACUUAAGCAGACAAACUCGCUUCCUAGAUCAUAAUACAGGCUGAUGUGUAAUGCCUGC
Messenger RNA from Asterias rubens (European starfish), 1607 nucleotides. RefSeq names its product intersectin-1-like. The record is from RefSeq and is a predicted model, not a curated record. NCBI's taxonomy places the organism in Eukaryota, Metazoa, Echinodermata, Asteroidea, Forcipulatida, Asteriidae. The coding region runs from base 504 to 1583 and encodes 359 amino acids. The transcript is spliced from 8 exons. Gene Ontology annotation, molecular function: protein binding.